This is a messenger RNA of Sphaeramia orbicularis (orbiculate cardinalfish), 3236 nucleotides long. It is a transcript of the gene scyl3, whose product is annotated as SCY1-like, kinase-like 3. Gene Ontology annotation, biological process: protein phosphorylation. Gene Ontology annotation, molecular function: protein kinase activity; ATP binding. NCBI's taxonomy places the organism in Eukaryota, Metazoa, Chordata, Actinopteri, Kurtiformes, Apogonidae. The record is from RefSeq and is a predicted model, not a curated record. Bases 320 to 2680 code for a protein of 786 amino acids. The transcript is spliced from 14 exons.
CGUCUGAACCGGAAAGGUCCGUGUUUACAGCGAAGCUUUUGCUCCACGUUAGCGUUGCUGAUUUGACAAACAGUGGACUGAAAUUUAGAUUUGACUGUCACAACUAACCGUUUGAUAGUUCCGGGAAAUAUCUGUGAUAUUUUAUGCCACACCACGGUUAACAUGCUGAUGUGGAAGAGGGGGGGCUGUGGACAGGCAUAGCAAUGACAAGCUGGCUAACGUAGUGUCGAGGUUAGCCAGCUACUAACAACACAAGCUAACUUGUAUAGCCGCGGUCCGUCCAGUACAGUGACACAGGUCCGGGGGAAGAAGUACGACCAUGGGUGCGGAGAGCAGUGCGGUGCGGAGCUGUGUUCUGGAGGAGCCGCUCCUCACUCUUCCCUCCGGACUCACCAUGUACUCCGCGGUGCUUCAGGACAGAAAACCCGCCUCUGUGUUUGUCCACAAGCGUGGCAAUGAGGACAAAGUCAACAAAGCUGCCAAGCAUCUGAAGACCUUGAGGCACCCGUGUCUGCUGCGAUUUUUGUCCUGCUCUGUGCAGGAUGGAGGCAUUCAUCUGGUUACUGAGCGUGUACAGCCUCUGGAGUUGCUGCUGGACAGCCUCUCUCCAGAAGAAAUCUGUGCAGGAAUCUAUGAUCUCCUGCAGGCACUUGUGUUUCUGCAUGAGAGGGGCAAAUCGAGCCACAACAAUGUCUGCAUGUCCUCUGUAUUUGUCAGUGAAGACGGUCACUGGAAGCUUGGAGGAAUGGAAACAGUAUGCAAGUUUUCUGAAGCAACACCUGAUUUUCUCACAAGCAUUAAGAAUGUAAGAGAGGCUAGCUGUGUUCCUCCAGAAGAGCAGGUUGAAGACUUUAAAAUGCUUCCAGAAAAACAUGCUCACUCUAGGGACUGUUAUUCAUUUGGGAUGAUGGUGGAGACUCUCAUCCCUCUGCUAAAUGGCUAUGUGUCACUGGAGCUGACUGACAGUCUGAAGAAAACCUUGCAGACCAGCCUGUUGAAUCCUGACCCUUUAUCUCGACCCGCUCUCACCUCUCUGCUGACUCAUGACUUUUUCAGGAAUGACUUUCUAGAGGUGAUGAACUUUCUCAAGAGUCUGACCCUAAAGACUGAAGAAGAAAAGAAUGAAUUCUUUAAAUUCCUACUAGACCGGGUCCAGAGCCUUCCUGAAGAACUGAUAGCCGCACGUCUUGCUCCCAAACUGCUUAACUCCCUCGUUUUUGCAGAACACAUGGCUGUCAAAAGCUUCCUGCCUCAUCUUCUAAGGCCAAAGACAGAUUGCAGUGGUGGCAGUAGCAGUGAGGAAUGCCUCCUGUCUGUGUCCCUUUAUCGUAAACAUGUGAUCCCUCAGCUUCUCAAGCUCUUUAAGGUCAAUGAGGAACACAUCAGGAUUGUGUUGCUGGCUCACAUUCAUAUCUAUGCUGAAUUCUUCUCCCAUGAUGAACUCAAAAACCAGAUACUACCUCAGGUUUUGCUGGGAAUGAGAGACACCAAUGAUUCGCUGGUUGCCAUGACACUGCAGAGUCUGGCAGUGUUGGUGCCCUUGCUCGGAGCUCAAGUGGUUGUUGGAGGAGAGAGAACCAAGGUCUUUAAACGCACCACACCCAACUUCACCAAGUCUACAGAGGUCACACCGGAAAAUUCUCCUGUUCACAUAGUCGGAGGCUUCCACCCUCAGAUAGCUCAGCCCUCAAAAGUCUUGAAUCUCUUCCCUAGACCUUCAGGAAAUGAAGAUUUGGGUCUGGGAAACAUGGAUAGUUUAGCAAGUAAUAAAGAGACUUCAAGGAAUUACUCUGUGGAAUCAAAAUCUGAUAUCAGUAGACAGAUGUCUCUACCGUUGAAUGGCUUUCAUCAGAACAGUAAGGUGGAGUCGCUAUCUUACAGCCCAGAGCAAACCAACAGAGCGGACCGACCUGUGGAGGACUGGCCUGACUGGAGCGACCCUGAGGAGUGUGAGAACAGAGACGGGCAGCCAGUCCAGAUCCACAUUCAGGCCUCGGAGGGCAUCACUCCAGCCAGACUGCCUCUGUCACACCAGAACAUGGAGGAGGAGCCAUGGGAUGACUUUGAGGACACAGAGCCCACCUCAGACUUGUCCCCGACUGCUCCUGUAUCAGACCCAGUAAUACUGACAGCACCCAGAGGAGGCGCCACCACACCUGUAACGCAUGUUCCUCAAACACUGAGAUUAGGAGCCUCCAAACCUCUCAAACUGGGCUCAACAUCACCACAAUCCACACAAAGCAAGAUCCUGUCGUCAUGGGACACAAGCUGGGCUCAGGAGGAAACAGACUCUGACAAAACCUCCAACCUGUCACAACCUAAACCCAAACCCAAACCCUCAGCCCCACAUAGGAGUGGAGGGACAGCGGGUUUGGGGGAGGAAUUCACAAUUAAGGUGAAGAAAAAGGUGGAACUAGACCCAGAGCUCGAUUUGUUUGCAGAUAUGGUGCCGGACAUCAAACUGUCCUCUCCAGCUUUUCUGCCAGUGGAGGAGAGCAGUGUGAGCGCCGCCGGACUGUCCACAGGUUCCUCAGAAGACCCUCAAUCACUGCACGUGGACUUAUCAGUAGAUACUAGAACACUGACUGCCAAGUUUGCAGCUGCCAACGUGAAUGAGAGUGAAACCGAUGGCUGGGGAGAUGGAGAUGAGCUGAACUGGGAGGAUGAAAACGCCUGGUGAUGACACCUGAUCAUCUGCAGUAGCAAGCUGAAAACUUGACCACUGGAAAACUCCAACCCUUAACACACACUCCCUCUGGAAGCAUCAACAAACAGAUGCAGUAAGACUAACAAUGAGGGACACUGUGACUGAGACUUUUCCAUUAUCUUCUGUUGGGUUUCCAGACAUUUACUAUUAUCAGUGUGUAUGCAUUGACGUAUAACUUGAAAUGGAAGGAUGUGAAACUCACUAGAUGAUGCUGGACCAGGACAAACAAAGCCAUUCUUCAUUGUUUGCCAACAGAUAACUACAGUAGUCACCUCACGAUUAAUGAUGAUCUUAAUCAUAGGUGAAUUUCAGCUCAUUUUAAUCUACUUCUUUAAAUGUUUAUGUGCCAUAUUCAUAACUGGCAUGAAGAUCAAGAUACAUUUUUGGCAAAGCACCACUGUUCCUAAUGUAUCGGGUUUGAUUUACCGAUGGCUUGCACUUUGAAAGAAUGUGAAACAGAAAUUACAUAAUUUAUUAGUAGCUUUUUGGUUGCUGGUGAAAUAAAGAUUUUAUGGAAUCAAAAAAGAAA